Messenger RNA from Nycticebus coucang (slow loris), 2838 nucleotides. It is a transcript of the gene PBX2, whose product is annotated as PBX homeobox 2. Gene Ontology annotation, biological process: regulation of transcription by RNA polymerase II; neuron development; eye development. The transcript has 9 exons. Gene Ontology annotation, cellular component: nucleus. The record is from RefSeq and is a predicted model, not a curated record. Gene Ontology annotation, molecular function: DNA-binding transcription factor activity, RNA polymerase II-specific; RNA polymerase II cis-regulatory region sequence-specific DNA binding. NCBI's taxonomy places the organism in Eukaryota, Metazoa, Chordata, Mammalia, Primates, Lorisidae. The coding region runs from base 13 to 1305 and encodes 430 amino acids.
CCCCCCCCAGCUAUGGACGAGCGGCUGCUGGGGCCGCCCCCUCCAGGCGGGGGCCGGGGGGGCCUGGGAUUGGUGGGUGGGGAGCCUGGGGGCCCUGGUGAGCCUCCCGGUGGCGGAGACCCCGGUGGGGGUAGCGGGGGGGUCCCGGGAGGCCGAGGGAAGCAAGACAUCGGGGACAUUCUGCAGCAGAUAAUGACCAUCACCGACCAGAGCCUGGACGAGGCCCAGGCCAAGAAACACGCCCUAAACUGCCACCGAAUGAAGCCUGCUCUCUUUAGUGUCCUGUGUGAAAUCAAGGAGAAAACCGGCCUCAGCAUUCGAAGCUCCCAAGAGGAGGAGCCGGUGGACCCACAGCUGAUGCGCUUGGACAACAUGCUUCUGGCAGAGGGUGUGGCUGGGCCUGAGAAAGGGGGGGGCUCAGCAGCAGCUGCUGCAGCCGCUGCAGCAUCCGGGGGUGGCGUGUCCCCUGACAACUCCAUCGAACACUCAGACUAUCGCAGCAAACUUGCCCAGAUCCGCCACAUCUACCAUUCAGAGCUGGAGAAGUAUGAACAGGCAUGUAAUGAGUUCACAACCCAUGUCAUGAACCUGCUGAGGGAGCAGAGCCGCACAAGGCCAGUGGCACCCAAAGAGAUGGAGCGCAUGGUGAGCAUCAUCCAUCGAAAGUUCAGUGCCAUCCAGAUGCAGCUCAAGCAGAGCACCUGUGAGGCCGUCAUGAUCCUGCGUUCCCGCUUCCUAGAUGCCAGACGAAAGCGCCGUAACUUCAGCAAACAGGCCACGGAGGUCCUAAAUGAGUAUUUCUAUUCCCACCUGAGUAACCCAUAUCCUAGUGAGGAGGCGAAGGAGGAGCUCGCCAAGAAAUGCGGCAUCACCGUCUCUCAGGUCUCCAACUGGUUUGGCAACAAGCGCAUUCGCUAUAAGAAAAAUAUUGGAAAGUUCCAAGAGGAGGCAAACAUCUAUGCCGUCAAGACUGCUGUCUCAGUCACACAGGGGGGCCACAGCCGCACCAGCUCCCCGACACCCCCUUCCUCUGCAGGCUCUGGCGGCUCUUUCAAUCUCUCAGGAUCCGGAGACAUGUUCCUGGGGAUGCCUGGGCUCAAUGGAGAUUCCUAUUCUGCUUCCCAGGUAGAAUCACUCCGACACUCGAUGGGGCCAGGGGGCUAUGGAGAUAACCUCGGGGCAGGCCAGAUGUACAGCCCACGGGAAAUGAGGGCAAACGGCAGCUGGCAGGAGGCUGUGACCCCCUCUUCGGUGACAUCACCAACAGAGGGACCAGGGAGUGUUCACUCUGACACCUCCAACUGAUCUCGCCCCAUCAGGGUCACAGGGGUGGGAGUUCUCACAGGCAACUGUUGAAGACACAGGCAUCCAGAGGACAAACCCCAAUAUAAGAGAAGCACAAGACAGAGAAGGGCAAAUGGGGUCAUCCCCGCCCCAACUAGACUCUCUGUGCUGGGGGUGCUGACUACAUGGCAGGAAGAAUGGGGUCCUACAGGAGAGUGGGGUCUGUCUCCCCCUUCUUUUUUCUCUUACACAGAAACCUAUUUCUCAGAGCCCUUUUUCUUCUCUCUUUUUCUUUCUCCCUUCCCCUCUCUCCCCCUCUUUCCCCUUUAUUGUCCCACAUACUCUCUCUGGGUUCCCCCGUUCCACUUACAUGUUCUGGAAUCUGUGGAGACACCAGUCCUGUCCUAUCAGAGAUGCCAAAAAUGGGGACACAACUUCUGGACAGAGGACAUGGGCUAUGCCUCCCCGUGCAUCCCCACCCUCUUCCCCUCCAGACGGCUUUAUUACCUCAUACGCAGCUCAUCUUAAACCAAUAGAAUCGCUCGGUGGACGAGAGUGUCUGACUACCUCGGAGGGAAUUUCUGCUACUCUAGGGAAUUAUUGACUGGGUUUUGGGGUAGAACUUUUUCUUUUUUUAAGGAAAGAAAAAGAAACUCUGAGAUCCAUCUGUAUUUUUUUGAUUUGGGGUUUUUUUGUUUUUGGUGAUGGUUCUUAAUGUUUAGUUUGGGGAAGUAGUUUUUUUAAAAUAUAAAUAUGUUGAUUUCUUGACUUUAUUUCUUACUUUCCUGUAAUAGGGGUGGUAGCCAAAGGGGUCUUGGUAAGAAAAGAGGGUACGAACAACUGGCAAAGAGACCCACCUGGCUCAGGAAGUGAAUUCAUAUUAUAGAGUACCCAACUGUCACCCCCUAAAAUCAGCUGGGUGUUGUUUCUGCAAGCAGGUUUCUGCUGCAUUUGCUGUGGAGGCAAUUGAGGGGCUUACCCUACUGGCCUCCUAGCCCCCCUCUUCCCACAGCUCUUGGGCAGGGCUGGACUCAAUAAUUUUGAGGAAAUUGAAGAUGCCACUUUCCCCUGUGAGUGACACGUCUGUAACUUUUUUUAAAAACUAUUCGUUGAUUGGAGGGGGAAGAAUAGGGAGGGGGGUUUUGCCAAAUAUGUGAAAUAUGGGUUGGGGUGCUUGUAAGUGUAUCUCCCUUGAUUUCCCCAGAAAUGAGGUUAUCUUUUGGUUACAUCAAAACCAAGGGCAUAGGGAAAGUAGAGGGAGGUUGCAAAAAGCCAGGUAUAGGGGAAAGUAAAAUCAACACUGUCCCAUCCUUGGCCCUGAACCCUACCAUCUGCUUCCCUCGGACAUCCUCAGGACUUUACAAGACUGUCAGAGUGGGGAACCCUUCCCAUCAAAGAUCUGGGCAGACUUAGGGGACAGGUUGAGAGUGUGACGGGUGGUGGGUGGGAGGCACGGGCUGGGGGCAGUUCUCACCUCACUUGUAAACUGUAGUUUCACAGAAAACAAAAACAAAAAAUGCAGUUUUAAAUAAAGAAAUUUCUUUUUUCCCUGGG